Messenger RNA from Syzygium oleosum, 2253 nucleotides. RefSeq lists its product as uncharacterized. Lineage: Eukaryota; Viridiplantae; Streptophyta; Magnoliopsida; Myrtales; Myrtaceae. Gene Ontology annotation, biological process: nucleobase-containing compound metabolic process. The record is from RefSeq and is a predicted model, not a curated record. Gene Ontology annotation, molecular function: nucleic acid binding; 3'-5' exonuclease activity. The transcript is spliced from 8 exons. The coding region runs from base 511 to 1743 and encodes 410 amino acids.
UAAGAACAAACUGAAUUUUUGAACCAUGUAAGACGUUCGUCCUCAGAUCUCAACAAUUAGAGAGACACACAUGCAGUACAUAGUGCAUCUCAGUAUUUACGACUACUGUCACGCUGCACAGAACAUUACACUUUUUGAUGAGGAAUAAUUGGUCAUUUACUGGAUGUUGCUAUCCUUCAAGUCUUUUCAUAGAUGCUUGGAAUCCACUUGGUUUAUGGCUAUCUGGACUUCCUUUCUUAGACAUAUUGCCUUUUGUUUCAAUGUUUAGGUACCUUGAAGGCAACUAGAAAGUUCGGGGUACUUCAACAUCAAGUUCAUCAAGUAUUAAAUAAUGGGCCCCGACCUGGACCCGCUACUUUUGUCAUACACUGUCUAUAUGCACUACCCAUAUUUGACAUUCACUGUGAGGGAUUCAGUCACUUGAUAAUAUCUUCUCUCCGUCGUUUUCUGAAAGCUAACCUUGCGGACUCCUUGCAAGUAAAGGACUUAGCUGCACAUUUAUUUGUUGAUAUGGUUCAGGGAUAUGUAAAUCAUGAUGAGAGGAUACUUGUGAAGGUAGUAGAAGUGUUUGACGUGAGAGUGACAGACCUUGAGAACGUCAUAUGCCAACUUAAAGUUACAAACAUUAACUUUAGACCAAUCACUGCCCUAACAUUUCUUGAGCAAUAUAUUUUCAAGUUGAUAGAGUUUCAGUCCUAUAUGACAGCAGUCACUCUAUUGGAGCACUUUUCUAUUCGCCAAUCUGGGAAAUCCUUCCUUCUUGUUAUGAUGGAAAAGAAAGAAUUUAGGGCUGCAGAGAAGUGGGCCACAUUUAUGGGCAAGCCAAUGUUAUGUGUACUUGUCCAGGAAUAUGUAGACAGAAAAAUGCUGAAGUAUGCUUAUGUGACAAUAAAGAAAAACAAUCUCCGGCAAGAAUUUGCUGAUGUAUAUCAUCAAUGUAAAGAAAGCCAUUGUAUCGAGAACAGCAAGACUAAUUUAUUCUUUUGUAGUUCAAUGAAGCAGCUAGCAGAAAAAGGAUGCUGGGAUGUUGCUGAGUCAAAGGCAAAGGGUGAUAAACAGUUCAUUGAAUACCUGGUCUAUUUGGCAAUGGAAGCUGGUUACUCGGAAAAAAUUGAUGAAUUGUGUGAUCGAUACUCUCUUCAAGGUUUUCCAAAAGCCAAAGAAUUUGAUGCAACUCUUCUGCAUCGUAAGCACUAUUUGUGCCUCAAAGAACUGGGCAUUGAAGAUGUUUUUUGGGUUGAUCAAGUGGAUAGUUUGCAUACGGCAACAUGUUAUAUUGAAGAAUCUAAAGUUGUUGGUAUGGACUGUGAAUGGAAACCGAAUUAUGUAAAGGGCAGCAAGCCUAACAAGUUGUCCAUCAUGCAGAUCGCUUCCAGCAGAAGUGUUUUCAUCUUUGAUCUCAUAAAAUUGUCAGGGGAUGUGCCACAUAUUCUGGAUAACUGCCUGAGUCGUAUUUUACAGUCUCCAAGUAUUCUAAAGCUUGGCUAUAAUUUUCAGUGUGAUACGAAGCAACUCACCAGCUCCUAUGAAACAUUGGGGUGUUUUAACCAUUUUGAAAUGCUGUUGGACAUUCAGGAUGUAUUUAAAGAAUCCAGUGGUGGUCUCUCGGGGCUUGCUGAGGAAAUACUUGGUGCUGGUUUGAACAAGACAAGAAGGAAUAGCGACUGGGAGCAACGACCUUUGAGUCAAAAUCAGAACUCAAAUGGUUGGGAGAGCAUAUUAUUGUGCGGAAUGCAUCUGUAAGAAUGAUGUCAGUAUGCGGAACUUCAUGGAGACACUUCCAUGUAAAUCUUAAUGCUCUGAACUUUCAAGAGUGUAGGGUCAGCAGACAUGAUUUUGGCAUUUGCUUAAGCGAUUUCUCGAGAUCUUUAGUGCAACAAAAGUUCUUCUGGCGUCUAUUUAAAACAACGUAACUGCUGAUUUAUUUUAGGAAAAAAAUUAUUUUUCAUCUUUAUACUUUCACGCUUUUUCUAAUCGAGUUCUUUUAAUUUAUCUUAUCAAGUCCUACUUUUGCUGAAUUUUUAAUCAAGUCCCUCCGACACCAAAUUUGACCAAAUUCAGCAAACGGCGGAUGUGCCAAAGUGUGAUGUUAAUAUGCAGAUACCCAAAUUGACAUGUGUGAAGAGAAUUAGAUAUUGUAGACAACAUGUAAGUAUGAUGUGGAUAAUUUCCGUCAAUCCACAUUGACAGAAAAUUUUUAUCCCUGUCAUGGCAUGACGUCGUUCAACGGUCACGUCAGCUGGACUUAAUUGG